This is a messenger RNA of Effrenium voratum, 708 nucleotides long. NCBI's taxonomy places the organism in Eukaryota, Dinophyceae, Suessiales, Symbiodiniaceae. The record is from the annotation of a GenBank genome assembly.
AUGGCCAGAUCCAUUGGCAGACACCACCGAAGUUCGCACCGCCCUCCGAAAGGUGCGGAGCACACAGUGGCUGUGCAAGCUGACUUUCCGAGAGACUACCAGCAGGUCUUGGAAUUGGAAUGCAAGCACUUGGAGCCAUUCUUGGAGCCGCAAAAGCCUGCUCUCGGCAAGGGCUGCCCUGUUGCAUCUCUGGGUGUGCUCAACGUGGACAACGAACUGGGGAUACUUCGCGCAGGGCAACUGGAUGCUUCGGCGGCUCGAGUGCUCAUUGCCUUCAACGACAUCCAGCUCCCCGACGAGGAAGCUCUUCAGCAAGAUCCACAGUCGGCCUCGGCCAUGCGAGUGAAGCGGUCUGUCGACUGCUUGCUCGCACCCCAGCGGCAAGGCGAGCCAGUUCGGGCGAAGCUACGCGCGGCUGGGCCAGCUUCCGCUGUCAACUGGAUCUUGCGGGGCCGUCCGGGAGAUGUUCACCAAGUUGUCAUCACGCAGACGGAGACCAUCGGUGAAUGGAGUGCUCUAUGGCACGUGCCGGUUGCCAUCGAAGCUGUCGCAUCUUUCGUCGCCUACUGGCAGUUCAUCCUGGAUUGCCAGAGAGGCCAGAACGCGCUUCUCUUCCAGGCUGAGUGGACGCCGGGCAAGCGCGUCCGCGCAGUGAGAGACAACAUGCCAUCCGCGGCCAAGAAGUCCAGCGCUUGGCACAGCCCGUAG